Scomber japonicus (chub mackerel) is the source of this 6419-nucleotide messenger RNA. RefSeq names its product Rho guanine nucleotide exchange factor (GEF) 11 (gene arhgef11). Gene Ontology annotation, cellular component: cytoplasm. NCBI's taxonomy places the organism in Eukaryota, Metazoa, Chordata, Actinopteri, Scombriformes, Scombridae. The transcript has 40 exons. Bases 683 to 4897 code for a protein of 1404 amino acids. The record is from RefSeq and is a predicted model, not a curated record. Gene Ontology annotation, biological process: G protein-coupled receptor signaling pathway; intracellular signal transduction. Gene Ontology annotation, molecular function: G protein-coupled receptor binding; guanyl-nucleotide exchange factor activity.
UUUGGGGCAUUCAUGUCACAUUUGAACCUUAUCUAUGCAAGCAUAUGACUAAGAAAUGAGACACACCAAGAUAAUGCUUUGCUUCUGUGGGAUUAUUUAGCUUGGAAUAACUAGUAGUUACAUAUAAGGUUUAGUAUUAUAAUUUUCCUACAAGGUGUUACAGAAUAUCACCCAAAAAUAGUGCUUGUUUUGUUAUGCUUGAAAAUACCCAGACCUACUAUAACAGACACAUGGGAGUUGUUGACCUGCUGGAGCAUUGCGAGACACAUCAGCCAUUCAUUCAUUCAUGAUUGAUGAUCCUUGAAGAAGCAGGCUGUCCUUUAUCCAGUUUCCACUACAGCUGAACCACUGCAUCAGGUUUUGUUUUGUUUUUAACCACUCUACCUGCACAUGCACUAAUGUAACUCUUGUGAUAGUUUGAGCAGCACAUUCUCUUAAAUGUCCUAACUGGAAUCACUGGGGUGGAUGGGAACAUGAGGAGCAUCCUCUCUGAUCUGAUUCAGCUCCCAAGUAGCUGAUGCACAUUAGCUCGAAAGUCUGAUCACUACAGAAAAGCCCCCAUUGUGUGGACUUAAAACCGAAGAGGAAAGGGAAGACAACAAUGAUGAUGAGGAUGAAAGAGGCCCAGUGACAGAGUUUGAACCCUCACCAGGAAGCAGAGGAGAGUCACAAGGCUGCAGACAUGAGUCUCCGCCAACCCACCUCCACUCUGGACAGGCUCAGCAGUCUCACCAUCGGGGACUCGGAGCGCAAAUCCUCUGCCACGCAGCAGAGGGAGCCAACGACUGACGUCUCUGUUGAGAGUACUGGUCCUGGUCUUGUCCAGAGAUGUGUGGUCGUGCAGAAGGACCAGCUGGGUUUUGGCUUCACAGUGUGUGGGGAGAGAGUGAAGCUGGUGCAGAAUGUCCGACCAGGUGGUGCAGCAGUCAAGGCCGGAGUCCAAGAAGGGGACCGAAUCAUAAAGGUGAACGGCUCGCUGGUGUCCUCCAUGUCCCAUCAGGAGGUUGUGAAGCUCAUCAAAUCUGGACCUUAUGCAGCUCUGACGCUACAAGGGCCACCGCCUUCAGCAGCCUCUUUGCCACUGGAGCCCCUUCCUACUGACCUUACACCCAUUCAAAGGACAUCACUAGGUGGAGAGGCUCCACCCCCUCCACCUCCACCCUUGCCUUCUGGACUGAGCAGCACCCCUUCCCAAAGAAUCACUGGACCCAAACCACUACAGGACCCAGAAGUACAGAAACAUGCCACUCAGAUACUCAGGAAAAUGCUGGAGCAAGAAGAGGCUGAACUGCAGGACUUAAUGGAGGAGCAGCUGAGGAACCCGUCAACAUCUCUUGAAGAGCGUAUUGAAAGUGCCAAGAGGCGAGCUCACCAAGUCAGGGUUAAGAUUCAGCAAGAUCUGGAAGGAACGCGGUCAGAAUCUGUUGCCAGUUACGUCAUAGCAGGAGAAGGUCGAUUAUCAAUGGACUCAAGUGAAGGAGACAUCGAGGCGUUUGAGAGUCCCCACUCCUCCCCCUCAUCUUCCUUCAGGACCCCCCUACACCGACGGCAGAACUCCGACACACACACCCUCUCUGAUUCGGGUGGCAAGCCCCAGAUCAUCGGCCCUGAGGAGGAGGAUGAAGAAGAUGAUGGCUAUGCUUUUAAUGAGAUGGACGGUCCGUUCCAGGACAUCGAGAUGUUGAAGCUUCGACCGGCCCACAUGACAGUGUUCAUGAGAUAUGUCUUCACACAGCUUCUGGACCCCAACCCUUUGCUGUUUUACCUGUCGGUGGAGGCUUACCUGGGCUCCAGUACUAAAGACGCACGCUCACUCGCACCUCAAAUCUGCUCCCACUUCCUGGACCCAGACGCUCCCUUGAAAAUCAAAGCACGAGAGGAGUAUCUCACAGAUAUCGAGAGUCGACUACAAGCCCAAGAGGACAUCAGAGGGCCUCUGUCUGAGCUGCAGCAGGAGGUGCUGCCGGACAUCCAGUACCAAAUACAGGACUACAGGAACAAGCAGAUGAUGGGCCUCGGCUCUCUGUUUGGAGAAGGAGACCUGCUGCAGCUGGACGGAGACCCGGCGAAAGAAAGACAGGUGGUGGACAGACAGGUCACCGCCCUCUGGGAGAUACUAUCCAAGCACGAAGAGGACAGAAGUUCUCCUCUGGCGUCGGCUGUGCUCCUGUACCUCCGUCAUUCUGGCAUCAAACUCAGAGACUCCAAGGUCUUUCCUGGUCUGAGCACAGAGAAGGAGAAGUGGCUCGCCUUCUUAAAGACGAAAAAGCUGAGUGGUACAAAGAAAGAGAAAGAUGGAGAGGACAAAAAGAGAAAUCCCAUCCUGAAGUACAUCGGCAAACCCCGGUCCACAUCCCAGUCCACAUUCCAUGUCCCGUUGUCACCCACCGAAGUCCGUCCUGGCAGUGUGAGGAACAUCAUUCAGCAGUUUGAGAAUAACACAGAGACGGGAGGAGAGGAGGGAGGCGACCCUGCCGACCCCCAGCGGCUGUCCUCCAGCAGCCUGGGAGAAGACAGCAUGGACAGCCCUACGAUCUCAGUGCGUCUGGCACGCAGCGAGUCGUUGAAGGCUCAGGGUGAAGGUCGGCGGCGGGGCGUCGCCUCAGGAACGGAGUCUGUCCCCCGCUCGCGUAGUGAUGUGGACAUGGAGGACAGCGGGGAGGAGCGGGAGGGGCCGGGCCUCAGGCCGCUACAGCACAGCGCCUCGUCGUCUGCAUCCAGCAACUCUGCACGGUCUCUAGAGAACCCUACACCCCCAUACACUCCUCGGUCUAGACGCAGGAGCGUGGACUCACCGCUGGCUCUGCUACCGGACGCCGGGGUGCUGGAGGAGGAAGUGUGUGACGGUCAGAACUGGCAGGAGACGGUGCCUCCUCAUCUCCUCGCCACGCUAAGUCAGAGGGAGGUGGACAGACAGGCCGUCAUAUACGAGCUGUUUACCACCGAGGUGUCCCACCUACGGACCUUACGAGUCCUGGAUCAGGUUUUCUUCCAGAAAAUGAGGUCUGUUCUGAACACUGAUGAGCUGGCCUGCAUCUUCCCCAACCUGCCCCAGGUCUACGAACUCCACGCGAGUCUGUGCGAGGCGAUGAAGAAGCGAAGAGAAUCUCCCAUCGUGCAGAACAUCGGGGACGUUAUGCUAGCGAGGUUUGAGGAUGCUAAUGGAGACGAGUUUCAGGAACAGGCGUCUCAGCUGUGCAGCCAGCAGUCUCAGGCUCUGGAGCUCAUCAAGAACAAACAACGCAAAGACCCUCGCUUCGCUCAUAUUAUACAGGAGUGUGAGGCGAGUCCUCACUGUCGGAGGCUGCAGCUUAAAGACCUGCUUGUGUCGGAGAUGCAGAGACUCACUAAGUACCCUCUUCUGCUCGACAACAUCCUCAAACACACAGACGCGAGUUCUGCCGACCUCCCGUCUCUCCAGCGUGCCCAGGCAUGUUGCCGAGGGAUACUGCAAGCCGUCAAUGAGGUCGUCAGGGAAACAGAACACCGGCAACGCCUCAGCCAAUACCAACGCAGGCUGGAUGCUGCUCCUCAGUUCAAGAGUCUGGACCUGAGCACUAAGAAAAUGAUCCACGAAGGUCCCCUCACCUGGAAAGUCAGCAAAGACAAGCAGUUAGAGAUCCAAGCGCUGCUGCUGUCAGACUGCCUGCUCCUGCUGCAGCGAGGCCCGGACGACCGGCUGCAGCUGCGAUAUCCUUCCCGCUGGCUGGGUGGAGGCGGAGGAGGCAGCGGAGACAGCAAGACCUCUUUCAGCCCUCUGGUGAAGCUGGACUCGCUGUUAGUGCGCUCGGUAGCUACAGACAACAAAGCUCUCUAUGUGAUCAGCACCACAGAGAGGCAAAUCUACGAACUGGUGGCUGGGACAUCAUCUGAGAAAAACACCUGGAAAGACUUACUUGAAAAGACCAUCUCAUCAUCUGGUGGUUCAUCACCGCUGAUCAAUCAUGGAUCCAUGCCAAUAUCCUCUCCCAGUCUUGGCAGUGCAUCCCCAGUCUCAACUGGUAGUCACGUCUACACAGACAACUCUAUGACAGAGCAGUCCGACUCCAUGGAGACUCAUUCCUCCACCGAUGACAUCGCGCUCUCGGCCGACACACCUACGGACCAAUCGGGAGCUUUCAUCUGUGGUGAACGACAAGCAGUCGGUGUGGCAGAGGCGGCUUUACAGGACGUUGAAACAUUAAGGCAGCUCAUAUUACGAGAUCUGGAAGAGGACGCUUGGAGCCACGAUUCAGACGACACACCCACCAACGAGACGGCCAAUGAAAGGAGCUCGUUCUCAGAACGUCAGCGGCCGGAGUCUCAGGAGACCAUCCUCAGCUUCAACACCAGCGAAUGGGAGGCCGAGCCUGAAGAGGCUCCGCCCUCAGACGCGGAGCAGCCUAGCGUUCAGGUCAUAAGGAAAGGGAACUUUUUCUACUUGGUGAUGCCUACAGAACAAGGAGAGAGCGCCACUGAUGACCUCAAUGACCCUCCCACCCCCACGGCCAGCCACUUCCCCCAGCCUCUGGAGGAAAUGACAUCAGCAGAGACGCAGCCGGAGGAGGCGACGUCAGCCGGCGGUCCAGCGGCCGACCAAUCAGAGGCCAUGCAGCUGGAGCAGGAAGAGGAAACGGAACAGCUGAAUGCCGGGCAGCAGAGUCAUGUGAUCAAAAACGUGGAUGAGAUUUUUCUCACCAUCGAGGGGCUGAUGAGCAAGCUGCGCCAGCUGAAGGAAAUAGAGAACGCCCAUCACAAACUAUUAAAAACCCUCAAAGAGCCGUCUGUCAAUCAGGAGUCAGAAGACCAACAGUGCCGCUCGGCGACCGUCUCCAGGACACCGUCUCUGGAUCGCGGCUCAGGAGACGGCAAAGAGGGCAGUCCAGCAGAACCCAAGAUCCAGUCGACUGGAUUCUGAGGUCAGCGCAGACGGGAUUUAACUGGCAGUCACACGCUUGAUUGUUGGCAUCCGGAUGCACCCAUACGUACCCACUGUCAGACUCAGGCACCUCAGCCCCGCCUCCCCUCACCCCCCCUUCCUCCUAAACCUGCAUGCACCGGCCAGAGGAGCAGAACCCAGGAAGAACUGUGGCCAUUUUUUAUUUUAGUUUUCUGUUGCCCUGGGAUACCAAGAAACUGGUCAGACUAACCUGGAUUUUCUUGUGAUCUGACUUGAGCGUGAGAGAGAGAGCGAGACUCCAGGGGAAAGAGAGGAUAAAGUAUGAAGGAACAAAAAAAAAAAAAAAGGCAGAAGACAAGUUGACGGGUGAAGAGAAGAGAGGAAGAAAAAAAAUUAAAAGUUGGAAAAACUGAAAGUUGGAAAAAUGACCAAGAUGGAUAUUUGUGAAGGAAAAUGAGUUAUCUCGCUUUUUAAAGCGCUGGUUGAAGGAACGGAGCAGAAAAAGUGUUGAAAUGUUAAUUUAAGGAGAAAAAAAAACAAACAGAGGGACCCAUCACCCCAGCACUUUACCCAUAAUGCAUCCCUCUGUCAUGUACGUCCUGUACUGUGGACUGAUCAGGGACUGGAGACGCCACUACCGGCUUUAUUUAGGGGGCCGACGCUUGAGCCAAAAUGGCCUCCGCUGGUCCCUUAACCCCAUUCCUCCCAACCCCCCCACCCCCACCCACACCUCCACUGGUUGCUUUACACUGAGUUCACCUGCCAUCACGGCCGAAGGACUGUGUCUAUAAUAAUUCAGGUUAUUUGCACUGGGUAAGGAAACCAUUAUCACACACAUACGAGCAUCAUUUAACCGUUUCAUUCAUCUCAGACGUUACAUCUCCACAUCGAGGGAGAAACACUACUAGAGUUCAUGUUGUUGGGAACAGUCGCAUGUCCUCAAGUCUUCUUUUUAUGUAUUAAGAUGGGCUGUCUGGAAGCAUAAGUGCAACAUAUUGAUCAUUAUAUGGGUCAUAAAUCGUUCAUGUUUUUACGUUCUGGAAAAACACUACUGCGCUGUUUGACUACUGAAAUGCUGUGUCGGCGUUUUAUUUUUCAGCGCUGCUUUCAGAGGCGAACGGAGAUCUCAGCGAUUUCAAAGUAAUAAGCUCAGCGGACACACACACACACACACACAGAGAGACACACAUACAUCUGUUCUGAUCAUGUUGUUUCGGCGGGAGAGUUGUUUUUUUUUGAGGAUGUUUACGAGGCUGUGAGGAAAAACAAGAGGCGAGGGGGCGAAUACAGAUUCAGACGUUUUAGAAAACUUGAAUUAUUUUUUCAGUGCAAACCUGUUUUGUCACUCAAAAGUGCUGCCAAAUACCGCCGCUUACAUUGCCUGUACACUUUAACGAUUUAACUGUGCAUCCUUUAACCCCCCCCCAUUCCCCCUCCCCCUCCUCCUCUCUCUCUACAGCCGAUUGUGUGUGUAAAUAUACCACGGUGAAUACUGUGAACCAGCAACUCCCACCACCACCACUACAGAUACCCGUCAUAC